This is a messenger RNA of Drosophila nasuta, 862 nucleotides long. Its product is annotated as ryncolin-1-like. The transcript is spliced from 2 exons. The coding region runs from base 348 to 773 and encodes 141 amino acids. NCBI's taxonomy places the organism in Eukaryota, Metazoa, Arthropoda, Insecta, Diptera, Drosophilidae. The record is from RefSeq and is a predicted model, not a curated record.
UUCAGUUAUGCCAAUCUGAAAUUGAUACAUUGAACGAAACAUCAGAAUAUAACAGAGAACAACAGAAAAAAAUUGAAUUGCAAUUCAAAGAUAGUCAAACUAAGCUAACAGAUAAAGUGAAAGAAAAUCAGCUAUGUCAAUCUGAACUUGAUAAGUUUAGUCUCACAACUUGCAUUCUAUUUGGAGAUUCAGGUAUUCAUCAACUCAAUGUUUCUGGCAUAGGUACCUUCGAUGUUUUAUGCAAUAGUCAGAUAGCUGGACCUGGAUGGAUUGUAAUACAACAACGAGUUGGGGGAAAUGAGGAAUUCAAUAGGGACUGGGCAACGUAUCGCAAAGGUUUCGGUGCAAUGAAUAGCGACUUCUUCUUUGGACUAGAAAAAAUACAUCGUAUCACGAGUUUGCAGCGAUUCGAACUUUAUAUACAUAUGGUUUCUCUGAAUGGUAGUACCUACAACGAUCGUUAUGACGAUUUCAAAAUAUCUGAUGAAGACAGUGGAUAUAAACUGAGUUUGGGUAAAUUCAGUGGAACUAUUAUUGAGGAUGCGAUGAGAUACCACGAAAACAUGAAAUUCUCAACAUUCGAUCGCGACAACGACAAAUAUGAUAAUGGUAAUUGCGGAGUUGAUUACAAAAGUGGCUGGUGGUACGAGUAUUGUUAUAAUUGUAAUUUAAAUGCACCAUAUGGGCCAGAUCUACAUUGGAUGGGAUAUGAAAUGAAAGAAGCUAAGAUGCUUAUUCGCCCCAAAAGAAGCGACGAAGAAGUGAGCAACUGAAGAGCUGAAAUUCCAAUAUUUGACUCAAUUGUGUAAUCAUUUAUAUAUAUUUGGUUCAUUAAGAAAUUGCGUUCUGAAUAAUAAAACGA